AUGACCAACGUGUUGACCAAUGUGCUGACCAAAGUAAUGACCUAUGUGCUGACCAAUGUGCUGACCAAGGUGCUGACCAAAGUGCUGACCAAUGCCAUGACCAACGUGGUGAUCAAAGUGCUGACCAAUGCCAUGACCAAAGCGGUGACCAACGUGCUGACCAAUGUGCUGACCAAGGUGCUGACCAAUGUGCUGACCAAAGUGCUGACCAAAGUGUUGACCAAGGUGUUGACCAAGCACCUGACCAAAGUGGUGACCAAAGUGUUGACCAAGGUGCUGACCAAUGCCAUGACAUAA
Molecule: messenger RNA, 297 nt
Organism: Babesia bigemina
Lineage: Eukaryota; Apicomplexa; Aconoidasida; Piroplasmida; Babesiidae
Exons: 1
Coding region: 1-297 (98 amino acids)
Source: RefSeq, a predicted model, not a curated record